AUGGGGGCAUGCUUAAUCAGGCGCCCACGACCCCGACGGGUCCCAAGAUAUCGGAGGAACCACCUGGCCCGGGACCCUGACAGGAGAAGAUGGAGUGCCUGCAGAAACGCAGCAAUGAAGACCCACCGAGCCAGGGCUCUGAAGGCAUCACAAGCUUACCUGAGGAGGAAAACCCCAGAUCACAUGGCUGCUGAGCAACAUGCCCUUCGGGAGAAGUGGAGAGAGGACCCCAUACACAGAAGACCACACACAGCACCCCGGCACAUACCCCGGCUGGGACGGCAGGACAACAAUGAGACCGCAACGAACCCAAGCAGCUCCCGGUAUCUCCACAUCAUGCCAGACUGUUUCCUACACCCUGAAGGCAUUGGUUAG
Messenger RNA from Pelobates cultripes (western spadefoot toad), 375 nucleotides. NCBI's taxonomy places the organism in Eukaryota, Metazoa, Chordata, Amphibia, Anura, Pelobatidae. The record is from the annotation of a GenBank genome assembly.